Molecule: messenger RNA, 1111 nt
Organism: Juglans microcarpa x Juglans regia
Lineage: Eukaryota; Viridiplantae; Streptophyta; Magnoliopsida; Fagales; Juglandaceae
Product: phosphoprotein ECPP44-like
Exons: 2
Coding region: 153-896 (247 amino acids)
Biological process (GO): response to water
Cellular component (GO): membrane
Source: RefSeq, a predicted model, not a curated record
UAAAACCUUCCACUCGCAAUACAAAUCCAUCGUAGCAAAACUGAAAAAACCUUUAAAAAACCUUUCAGUAACUUAGUCGAUCUUCUGGUUCGUCGUUGGUCUCUUUCGUUUUUGUUUUCGAUAUUCUAAGUUUUAGUUGUUUUCGAUCGAUUAUGGCGGAGGAACACCACAACAAGAGUAGUUACGAGUACGAGACUGCUGUCGUUGAUGAUCAGCAGGUUGCCGUGGAGAAGACGGACCGAGGGCUGUUUAAUUUCCAUAGAAAGAAAGAGGAGGAGAAGCACCAAGAGGAGGCGAUCGUUACUGAGUUUGAUGAGAAAGUUACAGUUUCUGGAUGUGAGCCAAAGGUAGAUCAGGAUCAAGAAUACGAGAAGGAAAAGCUGGAGAAAGAAGAGAAGAAACACGGUCUCUUAGAGAAGCUUCACCGAUCCAACAGCAGCUCUAGCUCUUCUAGCGAUGAGGAUGAAGGUGAAGGAGAAGAAAAGAAGAAGAAAAAGAAGGAAAAGAAGGAUAAGAAAGAUAAGAUCAAGGACAAAAUAGCAGUUGAGAAGGAAGAAGAGAAGUACGAGGACACCAACGUCCCUGUUGAGAAAUACGAAGAAGAAGGAGUCGUUCAUGCUGCAGAGCCAGUCCAACCUGAGGAAAAGAAGGGCUUCCUUGAUAAAAUUAAGGAAAAACUUCCAGGCCAGCAGAAGAAGACUGAGGAGGUCCCUCCUCCUCCUCCUCCUUCUCAUGCCGAGUAUGCGGCUGCUGAGCCAGUACCUAGUCAUGAAGGAGAGGCGAAGGAGAAGAAGGGCUUCUUGGAGAAGAUCAAGGAGAAACUGCCUGGAUACCACCCCAAGACAGAGGAAGAGAAGGAAAAAGAGAAGGAGAAAGAGUCUGCCUCCCAUUACUAAAGAUCGAGUUAUGCUUCAAGGAUUAAAGAUAUUGGUGUGCGCUUUGUUUUGUUUUGUUAAUUUACGAUGGGGCCGGGGUUCUUCAAAUGUGCUUUAUUUGAUUCUGCUUUUGAGUUUUUGUGGUUUUUGAAAUUUGAACUACUUUGUAUAUAUAUGUACUGCUUUUUAUGUUCCGUUUUUUCAAUAAACAUCUUCUGUGUACUUGUGUACGUAAA